Messenger RNA from Drosophila arizonae, 5363 nucleotides. It is a transcript of the gene Asator, whose product is annotated as tau-tubulin kinase asator. Gene Ontology annotation, molecular function: protein kinase activity; ATP binding. Lineage: Eukaryota; Metazoa; Arthropoda; Insecta; Diptera; Drosophilidae. Gene Ontology annotation, biological process: protein phosphorylation. The record is from RefSeq and is a predicted model, not a curated record.
AUGACGAAAAUGUCGCCGUUUCACAUAGGAUCCACAAAGCUCAAGCUAAAGGCAUACGACUACACCAAGUCCAAGCGCAUCCACAGCGAUUAUACAUUGAUAAUAGUCCCAAUUAUAUAGAACGAUUGCAGCCACCGCCCCCAUCGAAGCCGCCGCCUACGUUAGAGCCAGCGUUAUUUUUUCAGAAUCUUCGCACCGGUGGCCCUGCAGUUGCUGACUCAUCGGGAGACCCAAAAUUUCCGCACGCAAAUGCAUUGCAGCGAUCUGCCACAUUGCCAGCGAAACACAAUCGUUUAGGUGUACGAAGUCGCGUCACCUUCAAGAUACCACAGACCCCUGCAGUCCCACUUGCAACACCUCACUUGGACAGCAGCAACAACGCCGCAUUGCCGAAGGAAACAAGCAAAAUGACGUCUGAGGAUCUUUUACAGCCAGGACAUGUGGUUAAGGAGCGUUGGAAGGUUGUACGUAAAAUUGGUGGCGGCGGUUUCGGUGAGAUUUAUGAGGGCCAAGAUUUGAUUACCCGUGAGCAAGUGGCGCUUAAGGUGGAGUCCGCCCGACAACCCAAACAGGUACUCAAAAUGGAGGUGGCUGUGCUGAAGAAGCUGCAAGGCAAGGAACACGUCUGUCGCUUCAUCGGGUGUGGACGAAAUGACCGAUUCAACUAUGUGGUCAUGCAGCUUCAGGGUAAAAACUUAGCUGAACUGAGACGAGCCCAGCCAAGGGGCGCAUUUUCUCUUAGUACAACCCUCAGGCUUGGCUUGCAAAUCCUCAAAGCCAUUGAGUCCAUACAUUCGGUUGGCUUCCUACAUCGCGACAUCAAACCGAGCAACUUUUCCGUGGGACGUUUACCCUACAAUUGUCGACGAGUAUAUAUGCUCGACUUUGGUCUAGCUCGGCAAUAUACGACGGGCACCGGAGAAGUUCGCUGUCCCCGAGCAGCAGCUGGAUUUCGAGGAACUGUGCGAUAUGCCUCCAUAAACGCGCAUCGCAACCGAGAAAUGGGCCGGCAUGAUGAUCUAUGGUCAUUAUUCUAUAUGCUCGUCGAAUUUGUUAAUGGUCAAUUGCCAUGGAGGAAGAUCAAAGACAAGGAACAAGUCGGAUUGACCAAAGAGAAAUAUGACCAUAGAAUAUUAUUAAAGCAUCUGCCGUCCGACCUGAAGCAAUUCCUGGAGCACAUACAAUCCCUUACGUACGCCGAUCGGCCGGACUAUGCGAUGUUGAUUGGUCUAUUCGAGCGGUGUAUGAAGCGACGUGGCGUUAAGGAAGCUGAUCCGUACGACUGGGAGAAAGUGGAUACAGCCGCAGUUGGUAACAUAAACGCUUCGACAAAUGCCACUUUGACUCCGGCUAAGAACGAGUAUAUGCACGGAAAUGUAACACAAAUGACGGUGGCUGCUUCUAAUGCCAGCGGCGCAGAUUAUGUGCGCAAGAGAAACGAUAUAGACACUGCGCAAAUGGCCUCAACGGAGCCCCUGCAUAUAAAGGAAAAGGUUGACAAGAAUUGCAAUGCCACAAUGACACCUCAAGCCUCGGCGGAUUGCGUUGUGCAAAACGUUAAUUUAGGAAAUCCAAACACACUACUAAAGCAUCCUCAGCAGCAGCUGCAGCAACAACAGCAGCAGCAACAACAACAGCAGCAACAGCAACAACAACUUGUGCUGGUGUCGAACACAUCGAUAGCUCCACCUAAUCUUCCUAGUGCACUGAUCAAAUCCUCUACUGUGAGUAUUGUGAAUAAUGAGGUGCAGUUGAAGUCUUCGCACGGGAAACGUUGUCAGCCUCAGAGCGUCUCCGGUUCAUAUGCCACGACCAACCAAAACAAUUCUGCACCAGUUUAUUAUCCGGAGAGUAAAACUAUGGCAGCUCAAGCGCUGUCGAAUAUUGUGAAAACAAUUGACGGCAAAGUUAACAUGGAUGCCGCUGAUAAAAGUAGCCGUUUCAUCAGUGCGGAGGGCGGCAAUUGCAGAUCUCUAGGGGGAGAGCAUAACCAGCAGCCGCAGCAGCAGCCGAAGCAAUCGAGCAAGAUCACAAAAGUGGAAAGUCUUGAAAGUUCGAGUAACAAUCAACUAGCAGCUGACAAGAGCUGCGAGAGUAAACGGUGCUGGCACUCGAACAGCGCUAAUGUAGUCGAACAGAAAUCAACUUACGGUCGCCUUCGGGUGCUGGCUGCUCCGACGGCAGCGCUGAAUGAUCAGGAGAACCUGAAUCAGAAUCAAGAAUCGAAUGCCAGUUUAAAUCAUAACAAGAGUCUCAUAUGCCAGCGCGAGCAAAUCUUUGGCAUAUCGCCGACAAACCGUCGCUCGGCCACCUCGACCAAUCUACGUCUAUCAUCGUCUAUAGGUUUGCCCUCGUCCAACCAGCGUGCAGCGGCCAUUGGCAUUAUCUCAGCGAAAAGUAAUGCAUUAGCAGCGGCAAUAGGAUCGGGAACGGGAAUAGGAACUGGAACAACAACAGCGGCUGGCGAUCAUUCGGUAACACAAUUUGCUUUAAUCGACGAUGAGAAUGUCUCGGCACUACAACAGGUAACCAAAGGUGGCGGAGCUCUAACUCUUGCCUCCCAAUGGAAGAGCCAAUUCGACGACUCAGAAGAUACAACCGACAACGAAUGGAAACAGGAGCCGCCGUCACAACCAAAUUUGGAUCAAUUUGCUAAAGCGGACGUAUCUUUGCCGUUAAUACGCAGAAACACGAACUUAGUCGUAACCUGUAACGGCGAUCCAAAAGCAAACCCAUCUGACAAUGAAAACGUUAAGAGAUACACACUUAACAUAGCUGGAAUUGAGAACUAUGAGACUUUGCAAAUGUCGAUACCGCACUGCUGGUCAGAGCCUGCAAUGGGUAAUGUAUUACGAAAAGAUCUAGAGCCACCUGCUGUGCAACAAGCGGCCUUCGAUGACACUGUUUAUCGCAUGGAUAUAACUAGAAAUGUUUGCGUACGUGAAUCUCAAUCGGAAAUUGCACCGAAGGCAAACAACUUUCCUACGAUUAUUGCAACGUACAAGGAGGCUGCCAAUUUGAUUGAUAUGCAAUCAAGAAACUCGAACGAGAGUCAAUCACUGUGCAAGCACCGCAAUAGCCUGCCCAAUGUAUGCCUCAUAGACAUGUUUGAUGAGAAACCGAACUCGAAUAUAAAUGCGCCUGUUGAGCUACAGGAAUCCGCAGUCGCACCUGUCGCUGCAGUGCCUUGGUGUGUCAAGACAACGUUUUGCCAGAGAAGCAACCUGGCUUCAGACCCAAUAUCAUCCGACAUGCACGGCUAUCAGCAUGAAAAUCGAGCUGCAAACUUCGUGGGUGCUACGACCCACAGCAACGGAGGCUGUGUUAGUGGGCGUCUUGAAAUUCGCGUCAUUCCAAAAGAUAUGAAUGAAACAAAAAACUCGCACUUGGAGGAGUCUGUCUACUACGAUGCCUUAGCUAGCACUAUGAAAAAUUUCAAAUCUUUGAAGCAGGAGGCAUCUGGUGAUCUGCGCGAUAAGCUUUUGGAUGAUAAGAUUUCAGUUAACUGUGAUCGAAUCGAAGUUGCUCAGGAGUCGAAUGCUGAUAGCAACAAAGUCAAAUUGAAUGGCAAUGGGUCACCAACGGAGAGCGUGAUGGGUCCAUCGACAGCUACAGCUUAUCAGAUUCAAACGGAUCCACAAUCCAAAUCACAAAUUGAAAAUCCUAGCUCACACAUGGCUGAUGAUGAGUGUGAUGGUUGUGAAUUGGCUUUGUCGAGUACGCCCAGCAAGAUUCCUGUGCUCACUUCCAAUUUGCGACAAGCGAAGUGUGCCUCUUGGGCUGGUGUUGCAACAACAACAGGAACAACAACAACGACAGCAACAACAACGGCAGCAACGACAACACCAUUUAAGAUCAAUUUCAUGGGUAGCGAUAAAUUUAGCCUUGCUGGUGGCGCAGAUCUAAUACCCCUGUCGCGGAUUGACAGUGGCUUGGCAUAUUCGUCCUUGACAGUGCCAUCAACAAGCCUAGCACUUGGCGCCACUUCUGGUGCACCAACAACCACAUCAACUGAUGCAAUAGCACCAACAACAGCAGCAGCAGCCGAACCACAUUUCCUUGGGGCUCUAGGCUAUGACGAUUUAACGAUUACCCCAACCAAUAGUAUGACAAUCAGUGAACUUAAAAUUCGAAAGUUACAUAAAAAAUUUAAAAAGCCGAAAGAGGGAAAGAUAAAAAAAAAGAAAGACAAAAAAGACAAAAUCCGCAAUAAAUGUAGGGCAGAUGAUAUGGAUGUCUUAUCUAGUGAAAAGAUAAGAAGCGAAGAGAAAAAAUUAAGAAAGGAUAAGAAACGAAAAAAACAAUUGCCAACGGAUAGAUUACAAAUAAUGAAAGAGAACCACGAAGCAGGAGGAGGAAAAGGAAGCAGUGAUAUGAAGCAAUCAAAAAAUAUUACUGUAGGUGCCGUGGGUCUUACAGUAGUUGGAGGAGACGUCGACGCUUUAGCUCCAUCGACAGUUGGUCACUCAAUACCGAUGACCCCAAAUUUGAUAGCGUCACCUAAGUUAGACCUCUCACCUAACCACGUACCAAAGCUAACACUAAAGCUUAGUGGAAGAUCAACACCCUCACAGCCUACAGUCGAUGGAGUGGAUCAUGAACAUAAUGCGCUAGUAACUAAUACGACGGGACACCCUCCUCAGACGGCAAGCACAUUGACUAAAAGAGACAAUUCGCCAGAGUUGGCUAGAUUCUCGCCACUUGUAACCCGAGCUCCGAAACCAAAGCAAUGCGAAACGCAAAAUUUGAAUUUAUCUAUGGCCCCAUCUGCUUCUGUUUCUACGGUUAGUACCAAAACACAGGCUAUUCCACCCAUGAUGUCGCCGGCGUUGACAAUACCACUGAUAAGUACCCAGCCGCCAGCUCUAUCUGCUCUAACUGGAGCCACAGCAAACAAUUGGACUUCAAAUGUGGCCACAUCAACAAUAUCAGCUAGUUCGGUUCUAUUACCCCAACAAUUAAUGCAGCCAACCUCAUCGUCAUCAUCGUCGUCAUUGUCAUUGUCACCUUUAAAGCAGAGCUCAAGACCUAGUGCAGCAUUGAAUGCAACGAAAGUGUCUGACGGCACGCCCACUCCAACAACGCCACAGAGUGCAGAACUAAGUCGUCCUUCGUCUUAUGUUGAUGCUGAUGGCUAUCGUAUCUGGAUUUGUCCGGCAUGUGGAAAAGUUGAUGAUGGCUCCGCCAUGAUCGGUUGCGACGGAUGCGAUGCAUGGUAUCAUUGGAUAUGCGUGGGCAUACUUGUGGCUCCAAACGAUAAUGAAGAUUGGUUUUGUCGCGUUUGCGUAUCUAAGAAAAAAGUGAGUGGCUCCGAAAAAAAGAAGAAGCGAAACAAAAAAAAAUUAACUUCUUAAAUAGCAUCA